Molecule: messenger RNA, 1652 nt
Organism: Cloeon dipterum
Lineage: Eukaryota; Metazoa; Arthropoda; Insecta; Ephemeroptera; Baetidae
Product: dnaJ homolog subfamily C member 9
Exons: 5
Coding region: 215-1000 (261 amino acids)
Cellular component (GO): cytoplasm; nucleus
Molecular function (GO): heat shock protein binding
Source: RefSeq, a predicted model, not a curated record
GUUGAUGUUCCCGCGAAAUUUCGUCGAUUUAGUGAUUUGACAUCUCUGGCGGCCCACGGCCCAGCGACCGAUUAUUGUAGAUCAUCUCAGCUAAACACUCACAACACUUAUCCAGCUAUUAUUGCAAUUAAUAUUACUGAAAUUUAAGGCAUAUCUAUUUCUCUCUUUGCCAGUUGUUGCGACUUUCUUACUCAUUGUCAAUAGCAUUUAAAUCAUGCCAACCCUAAAAGAUUUAUGUGAAGAGCAUUUCGGGUCGCGUGACUUCUAUGAAGUUCUUGGAAUCAAAUCUACAGCUUCAGAGAAAGAAGUCAAAAAUGCUUACCGAAAGAUGUCCCUGAAAAUUCAUCCUGACCGAGUUGAAGAAGCAGAGAAGAAGAUUUGCACUGAGAAGUUCCAGAUACUAGGCAAAAUACACGCAGUCCUAAGCGAUGAAGAAAAGCGCAAGGUGUACAAUAAUUCAGGAGGGGAAGAUGUUGAUUUUGAUUUGAAUGCUGAUUGGCUUGAUUAUUGGCGAUCGAUCUUCAAACCUGUAUCAAAGCAAGACAUUGUUGAUUAUGAGAAGAAAUACAAAGGUUCUGAGGAAGAGCGAGAUGAUUUGAAGGAUGCAUACAACAUGCACAGAGGAGAUAUGAAUGGCAUUAUGGACGCAGUUCCCUUUGCUGAGAUGGAGGAUGAAAAUAGGCUGGUCCAGAUGUUAGAGGAAAUGAUUGAAAAUGAAGAAAUUGAGGAUUAUGAUGCUUUCUCUAAGGAGCCAAAACAAAGAAAGCAAAGAAGGAAGCAGAAGAUGGUGAAGAGGAGGAAGGAAUUUGAAAAGGCUGUCAAGGACAAAGAAGUGCCAGAUGAAGAUUCUCUUGCCAUGGCCAUCCUACAGAGGAAAACGCAGAGAGAAGGGGCAUCCAAUGAUUUCUUUUCGGCUCUUGAAGCCAAGUACUGCAAUGGAGGCAAGGCGAAAAAAAAGGAAACCAGAACUUCUGGGCGUAAAAGGCAAAGAGAUAAUUAAUCAUUAAACUGCAUGCAGCGACGAUAACUUCAAAAUAUUUGCGGUUAAUGAGAUAUUCCUUGAAAAAUUAAUUUAAAUGUGCAUAAUAAUAAGAUCUAAUUUUGUAUCAUUGUUUAAUAGGACAUGAUCGAUGUAUAAAGUUUGCAGACAAUCUGCGUAUUUCAAAUUAUUCAUUUAAUUUUAUUGCGUAAUUGCUUGCCACCUCUUGAGUAUCAGUUUUAGCUUAAUUUUACUUGUCAAUAUCAAUCCAACUAAUGGAGGAAAUCGUUUAACUUCUAUCAGUUCCUCAAGAUUGCUACUAUUUUUAUAAGUAUUGUGUUGGCUCGUAGGAACCUUCAAUGGCAUCUUUUAACUCUAAAUAGUCUGUCUCUUAUUUCUUACAAGGAAAAGAAAAUAUGAGAAUAAGAGAUUUUUAAACUUUGAAUUGUCAGUUACAAACUGCACUGAGAAUGCCUACAGGUGCGAUGUUUGUUUCCUCUAUUAGUUGAAAAUGUUAACUGCUCAAAUUUGUUUCUUAUUUUUAUAUUCUUCCUGAAUAGUUUGUUACAGACAACUUAAAGGGCUUAAAAGGACUUCCUCGUGACAAUGUUUAUAGUGAAUUUCACCCGUCAUUUUUUGUUAUACCUCUGUUUGUUUUUGACUCAUUUUACAA